This is a messenger RNA of Stylonychia lemnae, 3267 nucleotides long. The record is from the annotation of a GenBank genome assembly. Lineage: Eukaryota; Ciliophora; Spirotrichea; Sporadotrichida; Oxytrichidae.
AUGAUCAGCUAAAACACUGGAAAUGUGCCAGUAGUUCAAUCACAGUUUUUGGGGAAGGCCAUCACUGGCUUAGGCGGUGGUUGCUAGAAACUCUAUGUAAUUGAAGGAAACGAAUAAUAUCACUCAGGGGGUGAAGAAGAUAACAAAUCAGCAAUUGUAAUUACUAAUAGUGCCACUGGCCAUAAUAAAUAGCCUUUCCAUUCAUCACCAUUUGAAUAGCAAUAAAACUUCUAUCAGAUUUAGAAACCGCCGUUAACAAAUGUCGACUAGAGAAUUGAGGAAAGAGAAUCGCUCAGGCAUUCUACUCAUAGAUCAUAAAGAUCAGAGAGACUUGGUUCCCAUCAUGGAAAUAAUAUGUAACACACAGCAACUGAGAGAUUUGGAAAUACAGACUAUAAUAAUGAUCAUAUUGAAAGACCAAACUUCUAAGGCUAAACGAGAGGAGACUCGCAGUAGUAAAAUCAUAUUUACUAAGAUGGGGAGGAUGGAAAUCAUUAGUAGUAGGAUGAAGGAUAAUAUAUUGAGAUGCAACAUUAAAUAGAGCAGAAUCAAGAUGUUGGAGAGGCAGAUGAGGAGCCUUCUAAGAUGUUUACUUUCGAUGAGCAUAACUAGCAGCAAAUGGUAGAAGAGAGGUAAAGUCAAAGAUCUGGAGGACAGGCUCAAUAAAAAUAGUUUUAAGGAGCUCCUUCAAGAACCCAGUAACAAUAGCAACAAUAGAUUGAGGGUGGUACAAGUGGAAGCAUGGGUCACUUAUUGAGUGUUGCAAGUGGAAGAAAUCACUCACUACAUUUAACUAGAGAUGGCGAUGUCUUUAGUUAUGGAUCAGGGUAAUACAGUGCUGUAGGACAUGGUGGAUCAAGAGGUUAAUUACAUCCCACUGUAUUAAAGCCUCUGAGAGACAAAAGAAUAGUUCAAAUAGCUUGUGGAGAGCAUCACUCUUUAGUUUUGACUGAUAAAUAAGAUAUAUUUGCCUGGGGUAGAGGAUUUGAAGGCCAAUUAGGUUUAUCUAAGAGUAUAGAGAUUGCUUCAACACCUCAAUAUGUCAAAUCUUUCUAUGGGAAACCAGUUAUUUAUAUAGUAGCUGGUGCAUUUUAUUCCCUUGCAAUCACUAAAGAUGGAAGUAUCUGGGGCUGGGGAGAGGCCAAAUUAGGAUAAAUAGGUUGUGGAAAGCAAAGAGAUGUAAGACUUCCUACAAAGAUAAACUUUGAUCAUGAACAAGGUAGAAACUUUGUUUAAUGUUCAGCUGGUUAUGGUCAUUCAGCAGCUUUAAACGAUUAAGGCAUGGUAUUUACUUGGGGAUUCAAUAAUUAUGGACAACUAGGAUAAUACCACAAUAUGACCUCUUGGAAUCCCAGGAUUGUAGACUAGUAUUAAAGAAAUAUCUAUGAUGAACCAAGCUAAAUGCCUCCAAUUUAAAAAGUAAAAUGCAGUUAUUUUGCAACUUUCUUGAUUGACAUUAAUGGAAGACCAUACUCAACUGGUAAAGCUCCAAUCGGUCUUGACAACUCAGAUAAUUAAAACAACUUCAUCCUAAUUAACGAGAAUAUUGAUAGAAGAAUUUUCACCGAUGUCUAUACCAAUGAAAAUUCAGUUGUGCUUUAUGCACCUAUCCGAGUCUAUGAUGUCCAACCUAAAUGUGGGCCAGCUUCUGGAAAUACUCAAGUUCAAAUAUUUGGAACUGGUUUUGUCAAUUCAGAUAAACUAAAGGUCAGAUAUUCAUAUGGAGAUUUAAGUCAGGAAGUAACAUGUCUCUAUGAUAACAAUUAAAGAUGCUUGAUUGCUAAAACUCCAAAAUUUGAGGAAUUUGAAGGUGAAAAGCAUCCAUCAUUAAAAUUCCCUUGCAAUUGCAUUAUCUCAGUUACAAUGGAUGGCAUCCACUAUUCUGAAUGUGAAGAAGUUUUCAAGAUCUACUCCAACGAUAUUUAUCUAACUUCUAUUAACCCAAAGUGCGGAUCGGUAGUUGGAGGAACCACUCUUACUCUAUUAAUUAACAUCGAUGAGGUCACUGCUGCUAAUCUAUACAAUUUAACUAUAGGAUUCUAGCCUAAGAAAAAUUCAGUUUCAAGUCUGCAUUAAAUCAAGAAAUUAGAUAAAGGAGGAAAUUAGACAAAUGCAAAAUCUCAUCAAUCACUUAAUGAAUCGAAUAAAUCAUCUGCUGCUGUAUUGACUAGAUCUGCUCUAUAGAAUUAUUAAGAUUAAAUACAGAAUGCUCCAAAUGACACUCUCAACGGCGAAGAUGAUAAUACUACUACAUCACCAGGAUGGACUUGUACAUAUGCCAAUUACGAAAAUGGAACGAUAACAUGCACUGUUCCAAACUUAUCUAAUUAUGAUUAAGAAAGCCUCUAAUUCAAUGUAGAUGUUGCCUUGAAUGGUUAAUAAUUCACUGGCAAGCCUCUACAGUUCAGAUACUAUGAUAUUCAUAUUGAGAGAAUUGAACCAGGCAUAGGCCCUUCUGAAGGAGGAACUAUUAUUAAUAUAAUGGGUGCAGGACUUUAUGAUUCAGCAUCAAAGAGGGUGAAAUUCUAAAUUAAUGAAUAUGAAAGAGUUGUUACAGCUUAAUGGGAAAGAAAAUUAAAGUGCCUCUAAUGCAUUGUUCCACCUUUGACUUGGCUAUUUGGAGGAGUUGAAUUGACAGAGGAGCAACUUGAGAAAAUUAAGUAAACACCUAUCAGAGUAUGCUUGACUUUCAAUAACUAAGAAUGGAUUGAAGCAAAAGAAUUCAAGUAUCAUGAUUGCAAAGUUGAAAGAAUAGCAUAUGUUACGGGAUUCGGUUAAGAAAUAGCAGAUCCUAUUGAGAGAGAAAAACUCUGGAGAGCUGAAGAGCCGUAAGAAAAAUAUCCAGAUGAAAUGCCAGCCGAGGAAAUCAAGAAAAGAGAAGAUGAAAAGAAUAAAAAGGCUUAAGAAGAAACAGAGGAAUCAUAAACAGUACCUAAAAGAAAGGGAAUUAAGAUCUUCGCUUUCGGGCAUAACUUCAAUCUAAGAGUAAAAUUCUCACAUGUUGGUACUGGUGUGUCCAAAGAAGUUUAGGCAUUUUUCAAGAAUUCAAAGAAGGUUGGAUGUGAAAUUCCAGAUUUAGGAGCAGAGGUACCCAUUGGGCAACAUCUUAUAAUUGUUGAAGUUUCCCUUAAUGGCCAAUAGUACACCUCAUCCGGGAUAUAAUUCCUAUAUAAUUCCGUUGAUCCUAAUUUAUCAGAGGAAGAGCUUAAAAAAUUAGAUGAAAUGGAGGAAAAAAAUUCAAAGAAGCCAGCUCCUAAGAAGAAAUGA